Pelobates cultripes (western spadefoot toad) is the source of this 1885-nucleotide messenger RNA. NCBI's taxonomy places the organism in Eukaryota, Metazoa, Chordata, Amphibia, Anura, Pelobatidae. The record is from the annotation of a GenBank genome assembly.
UUUUAUUUUCAGUAAUAAUAUAAAUGAUGACAGUUUUCCUUUCGGCUGCUAUAAUACAUCAAAAGUAUUACACAUUUCUCUCUAUUCACUAGUCACCGUCACUAUACCGGAUCUGUUCCACAAAGUAUCCAGCCAUGUCAUAUAAAAAUAGAGACAUUUAUUGAAUAAGAUGCAAGAAACAUUGUACAUAUAACAAUGAUGCCACAGUCCCCUUCAAAGUUGGCACCUUGGGACCUCAGUUCUCCCAUAGUCUCUUCCAAUGUUCAAAACAUUCUGCAAAAUCCUUUCUGAGAAUUGCCAUCAGCGAUCUCGUCAUAUUAACCUAAAUCUCAUUGAUGGUCUGAAAUCUCUUCCCUUUCAAGGUGAUUUUAGUUUUGGGAAAAGCAUGAAAUCGCAGGGCGGAAAUCUUUCAACAGAUUCCUGACCAUCUUUGAAGCAUUUGUGCUGCACUCAUUGCACUGUCCUCAAAAGCCUUCUGAAUCAUCUGAAUAGUUUCCGUAGAAGAAUGUUCCAGCUUAACUCAAAAUUUGAUGCAGAUUUGCUGUUCUCCUCGCUCAGUCAUUUUGAGUGUGAUUGCCACACAGUACACAUGCUCACUCAACGGCUAGCUUCCCCACUGACUAGUACAGUGAAGUCGAUAUUGUUCACGCAAGCGCAUUCCAGUCCACUUUCCUUGGAUGACAGGUUACAUUGAUGUCGCGCAAACAGUUAUAUUAACAAUGACUGGACUUUUUUCUGGAUAAACCUUGUAUAAUGAUAUGCUUUGCACAGCCCAACCUUAUUCUUGGUUACACUCUUUAGUCUUAGCUGCAGCCUUUCCUGAUUCCUUCUUCCAUUGUUCUAUGGCUCUACUGGUUACUUCACGGACCUAAUCCUAAUUUUCAUCUCUAGGAUCUGUGGCUACCAUAUUUCAGCAUCACGACCGACAUCAGCUCUUCUACAAUGCGAGUUCACAAAGAAGGUAAGAGGUAUGCGAGCAUAGAUUGUAACAAAUACGAAUUGGUAGGGAAAAGUACAUACAAAUGUAAAAUAUGAUAAACAGCACUGACCUGCUGACACCCACUUAGCUGCCAGUUUUGUCCGAGAAAGGUGGCUGUACGCGUUUUCUACAGAGAUCGCAUGCCACUCUGUGUGUACUUCACACCAGUAACAAUUUCAGUCCUUCUCCUACAGGCUGCUUAUGGCGUUAUGUUCGAGCCAGUGCCUCCUAUACCCCUUAUCUUCCUCCACUCUGUGACCCCCAGGAUUCCCACCUGCUCCUGGAUGGCUGCUAUGUGAAUAACCUGCCAGGUCAGUACUUUUAUUUUAAUUUCGAUAGGAGUCAUUUUACAGUGACUUCUUCAAGCAUAAUGUUAUUGCGUUCUCUUCCCUUAAUCUAACUCAUAUAUCACAAACCUGUGCUGACAUUUUACUUUUCUCCAAUAUGCAUCUCUUGUGUUUUCCUUUUAAUUUACCUUUUUAUGUUCCUUUAUUGAUUUUCUUGAGUUUUCAAUUUAUUUCACUGAUGACUUUAAUUUUUUAUUGAUAUUUUUCCUACACUUAUUUUUAAAUUUUCCUCUUAUAUAUAAUUCUCAGUUACAUCCUACUUGCCCUAAUGCUCUAUGACAUCUCCAGUUUUGCACCAUUUUCAGCGGACGUGGCUCAUUCCCUUGGAGCCCGCACUGUUCUUGCAAUUGAUGUUGGCCAGCAGAAGGAGUGGAACACAUGGAACUAUGGAGACAGCUUGUCUGGCUGGUGGCUGCUGUGGAAUAGACUUAACCCCUGGAGUGAAAAAGUCAAGGUAUUCAGCCUUUGGCAUACAAAGUUUACAUAUGUCUUCUGUGUUAAAGAGCCGUGUGCAGGAUUUGACAAAUGCAUUAUUUCUUACAUUUCAUAUAUUCAAUAA